Messenger RNA from Plasmodium vivax (malaria parasite P. vivax), 600 nucleotides. RefSeq lists its product as hypothetical. The record is from RefSeq and is a predicted model, not a curated record. NCBI's taxonomy places the organism in Eukaryota, Apicomplexa, Aconoidasida, Haemosporida, Plasmodiidae. The coding region runs from base 1 to 600 and encodes 199 amino acids. The transcript has a single exon.
AUGGGGACCAUCGAACAGUCCUUUUCCAAAAAUAGUGACAAAGAACAAGAGGCCAAAAAAGAACCCCCCAAAAGUAGUCCCAAAAUUGACAUGAUAAUAUCUUCGCUAAGCGAUAAGGGAUUAAAAAAUUUGGAAAAAAAAGAGCAAAAGCAUAGUGCAGAUGUUAAGGGGGCAUCUGGAAAUGGUCUGAGAGCCCCCAGGAGAGAUAACCUCAACGCAUCAGAAUCCGCAUCAGCAUCAGCAUCCGCGUGUGCGUCGGACAGUGCGAGUGAAAGAAAAGAGAGGAAAAAAAUAGCAAGCUAUUCGAAAGAUAAAAAUGAGGAUUAUUGCAAGUCCAAAAAGGGGGAACACAAACCGGGGACAGGGGAGAGAAAGCCCGGUGAUGAAGAACCAUCCCAAAAGGGAAUUAAAAAAAAGGAAAUGCGAGGUGGUAAAGAUACACGUGACAGCACGGAGGAGGCCAAAUAUAAUGAAAAGACGCCAAGUGGUUCGAAGAAAUGCAAAGACGAAAAGACCCGUCGGGAACGCAAAUCGGAUGGGCACCAUAAGGAUGACACUCUCUCCACAAUUGAUGAAGACGGGAAAAGAGAACACACUUAA